GAUUGGCCGUCGGGAGAUUGUUGUUGACCGCUUCGGGCUUUGGGCCGGUACUAAGCGGGGCUGCUGGGAGCAGUAGUAGGGGUAUAAUGGCGGAGGGGUGGUCGGGAAGCGGCGCACGGCGGAGGCGGAUCCUUUGCAGGAAUUUCAUCCAUGGAGCUUGCAAAUGGGGACAUAACUGCUAUUACUCGCAUGACCUGUCUGUGCAGAAAUCAUCCCAGCUCUGUAGGCAUUUUUUAAAUGGAUUUUGCUUCUAUGGAGACCACUGCAGAUAUCAACACAUACAACCAACUGUAGGAUGGUCAUCUGGGAGCAGACGUGGUUCUGAGCCUGCCCUUCAGCUGAGGAGGACUGGAGAAUCUUCUCAGACUUCCCAUUAUGUGGAAUCUAGACACAACACUAGAGGAUACAACCCCAGAAACAGGCGUGGUUCUGCUCCUACUAUUCAUCAAACUGCAGUUGGAUCUUCUCAACCUUCCCGUACUGCCCACUCAACUACUGAAAUGGCCUCUUGGAGUCAAUGUGGUUCUGAACCUACUGUCUCAAGUUCCCUGCACUUGAGAAAUAAUGAGUGCUUUGGCAUGCAGCUGGAGGAAGAAGCUGAAGAAGAUAAGGAAAAUGAAACUCCUUCAAAAUCAGAACUUGGUGAAGGACAAUUACCGUGGCUGUUUCAAGAGUGUGACUAUUCAUCAGCAUCACAGGCAGCAGGUUCUGCUCAGCGUACGUGCCAGAAACCAAACAAUGGAGUCAACCAUUUAACUCAGGAUGACCUGAAGGACUCUUUGGCUUCUCAAUCUACUGUGAAGAAAAAAAUGACCACAAACCAGGCCUUUGAAAUGAGCAAAGAUAUUAUUUGUGGAAUAUGCAUGGAUAAAGUCUAUGAAAAAACACCCUCUAAAGACAGGUGCUUUGCAAUUCUUCCUGACUGCAAUCACGCUUUCUGUGUGACCUGUAUCAAGAAGUGGCGACACAGCAAGGGAUUUACCAAUAAUAUACUUAAAGCAUGUCCUGAAUGUAGAGUUGUGUCCAGUUACUACAUACCAAACAGAUAUUGGGUAGUUGAUGAAGAGAAACAGGAGCUUAUUACAAAGUUCAAAGCUGAAAAGAGGAAAAUAAGAUGCAAGUUUUUUCUGCAAAGUAAUGGCAAAUGUCCUUUUAAAUCUGAAUGCAUAUACUUGCACGAAUUUCCAGAGGGAUAUCGGCCAGCUCGGCGUCAGCCAAGAAAGCAGAGCAAUCAUCCUUCUUUUGGACUUGGAUGGAACGAUGACGACGACGAUGAUGAUGACCUUGAGCGUGCCUUUCAUCUUUUUGGUGUGCUUUCCCUUGAUUCUUUUUUAGAGAAUGCAGACUUUCAUUAUGAACUUUUUGAUUCAGAUCUGUCUGAUUUUAGUCUGGAUUAUGAUUUUGAUUCUUCUUCUUCUGAUGAUUAAUGGUGCAAUCAAAGCCUUUAAGACUGGUGUAGUGCUACUGCAUGUAGCAGGUAAAUAUUAAUGACAGUAGUUUUUCCUAUCUGGCAGUGCCGUUGUAGAUAGCAGGCUAGUCCAUACAGUUAGGUAUUGGAAUAGGUCUAUUUACACUGGUCUAUUGUUAGUAAAUUUUAUUUCUCAGUGUAGUGACACCAAAAUCUAUUAUGCUACCUUAUUUAAAGCUGGCAGUUUCUCAGCAAUUCAAGUCCUUUAGAUUGAAGACUUAAACACUUGCAAACUGAGUAGCACAUGUGAUGUAUCUCAAUGGUUUGAAAGAUUUGUAUUGUGAUUUUCUGAAGAAGGAUUGAUUCUGCUGAAUUCCGUGAUCACUGCAGGGAUAAUAUUCACUGGGGAAUUGUCUGUUGCACCAAACUUUGUAAAUGUGUGCUAGCAGGCCAACUGACGUGUAUGCUGUAGUGAUACUGAGUUACUACGCCAAAGUUUUAGAGCUGAAUAAUGUAGAUUUGUAAUGGCUACAAUUGUCCUUUAUAGGAACAAAUGGACAUUUAUCAUAAGAAUCAGUGAGUUUAACAUUUUUGUAACUUGAUCAAUAAUGAGCUAUUAAUAAAAUAAGC
Mobula hypostoma (lesser devil ray) is the source of this 2038-nucleotide messenger RNA. RefSeq names its product makorin, ring finger protein, 4 (gene mkrn4). Gene Ontology annotation, biological process: anaphase-promoting complex-dependent catabolic process; protein polyubiquitination. The transcript is spliced from 8 exons. The coding region runs from base 87 to 1427 and encodes 446 amino acids. Gene Ontology annotation, molecular function: zinc ion binding; ubiquitin protein ligase activity; cullin family protein binding. NCBI's taxonomy places the organism in Eukaryota, Metazoa, Chordata, Chondrichthyes, Myliobatiformes, Myliobatidae. Gene Ontology annotation, cellular component: anaphase-promoting complex. The record is from RefSeq and is a predicted model, not a curated record.